Messenger RNA from Carassius gibelio (silver crucian carp), 5435 nucleotides. It is a transcript of the gene plekhg3, whose product is annotated as pleckstrin homology domain-containing family G member 3. NCBI's taxonomy places the organism in Eukaryota, Metazoa, Chordata, Actinopteri, Cypriniformes, Cyprinidae. The record is from RefSeq and is a predicted model, not a curated record. Gene Ontology annotation, molecular function: guanyl-nucleotide exchange factor activity. The transcript has 18 exons. The coding region runs from base 216 to 4367 and encodes 1383 amino acids.
AGAACUUGAGCAGGCUGUCAUCAUUACAGACACAGGCUACAAACGCGGAGGAGUUUGGGCUGAACUGGCUUUUUAUUGUCCUCUUUUACAUCGACAGGAUUUGUUUUGUUUCACAGUGACCUUGUAAUCAUAAAUGCAACGUUAUUACGGAUUGUUCGCUUGACGUCUUUCGAAGUUUUUUAACUUUUCUUGAAUUGGAGUGAGGCCUCGGUGCCAUGCCAGAGAAAUCCCAUAGCACGGCCCAUGACGUCCCAAUGGGUGAAGAAUCACCUCGGUUGUCCAGCGCCUCUGUUGGCAGUAAUGACCGGGCCUCCACUGCCACGCUGUCUGAUUGUUCUGACUUCACAGAAGUCCAGAGGCCCAUAAGCGUGGUCUCCAACAUCUCAUCCGGGUCUGGUUCCUCUCGGGAAGACGUUCUCUUGUCAGGUAUCCCAUCUGCUGGUGUGCCUAUUGAGGACAACGUGGAUCAGGAAUUAACAGCUGCUGCUGAUCCGGAUGAGACUCAGGGCACUAGUCUUACCCAAGCAACCACCGUUCUCCUGCAACAAAAUAGCAGCAACACUGUUAGCGGCAACAACAACAGCUCCUCCAUUUCCAAAAGUUUCUCUCCAUUUGCUGCCAACACCAUGGCACCCAACCCUGAGCUCACCUACCUGGACCGUGUGGUCAUGGAGAUCAUUGAGACGGAGCGGAUGUACGUGAGAGAUCUGCGGAGCAUCGUAGAGGACUACCUUGCUCACAUUAUAGAUACAAGAGAUCUUCCCAUCAAGCCAGAACAGGUGUGUGCUCUGUUUGGAAACAUAGAGGACAUUUAUGAGUUUAACAGUGAGCUCCUUCAAUCACUGGACAUGUGUGACAAUGAUCCUGUGGCCAUUGCCAGAUGCUUUGUGAUCAAGCAUGAAUAUUUUGACAUCUACACACAAUAUUGCACCAACUACCCAAACUCUGUGGCUGCUCUAACAGAAUGCAUGAGAAACAAAACUCUUGCCAUGUUCUUCAGGGAGAGGCAAGCUACUUUAAAGCGAACCCUGCCUCUGGGAUCUUACCUUCUCAAGCCUGUUCAGAGGAUCCUCAAAUAUCAUCUUUUGCUACAGGAGAUUGCCAAGCACUUUGAUCCACAGGAGGAGGGUUAUGAGGUGGUGGAGGAGGCCAUAUACACUAUGACUGGUGUUGCGUGGUAUAUAAAUGACAUGAAGAGAAAACAUGAACAUGCAGUCCGUCUACAGGAGGUCCAGUCUCUGCUCAUAAACUGGAAGGGACCUGAUCUGACUACAUAUGGAGAAUUGGUUCUCGAGGGCACCUUUCGUGUCCAACGUGCAAAGAAUGAACGUACUCUCUUUCUCUUUGACCGCAUACUUCUUAUCACCAAACGCAGAGGAGAACAUUACGUCUAUAAGACACACAUCUCGUGCUCAACACUCAUGUUAAUUGAGAGUGCCAAGGAUUCCCUGUGCUUCAGUGUCACUCAUUACAAGCAUCCCAAACAACCUCAUUCUGUCCAGGCUAAGACAGUGGAGGAAAAAAAAUUAUGGGCUCAUCAUAUUAAACGGCUUAUUCUAGAGAACCAUCAGGCUGUAAUACCACAAAAGGCAAAGGAAGCAAUCUUGGAGAUGGAUUCUAUUUACAGAAAAUAUAAGUACAGUCCUGAGAGGCUCAAAAAGUCUGCAUCUUGUCAGUCAGAGGAGUUUUCUAACUCUAGACAAGGCCGGAGACAGUCAGAACCAUCUAAAGAGAUCCUAAAGAACACUGAAGUAAUACUAAAGGAGGAAGGGGGGUGUGAGGACAUUGGGAACAGUUUUAAAGGAGAAAAUAGCCCAUCAGUUGAACAGGUGGAGGCAUAUCUCAAGGAUGGAAAAUAUAUCUCAGAACAGGACAAAUCACAACACCUGGAAAUAGCCUCUUGCUGGGGUUCCACUGAGAAAUUGAAGCCAGAUGAGUUUUGUGAUCCAGAGUCCAAAGAGAUUGACAAGCAGGUCCCAGAUAUUCAGGAUCUGGAGUCAGCAAGAGUCAAAGAUGAUCAGAAAGGUCCUAAAGAAGAGGCCUCAUCUCUGUUACAGCAGGAAGACACUCCUGGUGAGUCUUCAGAGGAAGAGGAGGAUGUAGAAGAGAAACCAGACUCCAAUAGCAUCCUACCCUCAUCUGUGCUUGAUAAGGCCAGUGCCAUUGCUGAACACUUUGUGUGUAGUGCACGGCGUAGUAGCGUCAGCACAGAGGAAAUGCGUUCCCUCGGUUGCGUAUCUCCACAUCUUCCCAUCAGGACCGGGAGCACUCUAAGUCUAGGAGAUGCCCAUGGUAGCCAACAGGCUAGCACCUGCUCCGAAUCACAUGGAGUUCCACUGACCCAGGAAACCCUUGCAUCAGUAGACUUCAUGAUCGGAUCAUCAGGGGAGGAAAGUCUCUUUGACCCGGAUCGAAGCAUCUACAAAAGAAGGGAUUCCGUGCUUUCCAAGCAAGAACAACUACUCAUUGACAAGAUUAGAAGCUACUAUGAGAAUGCAGAACACCAGGAUGCUACAUUUAGCCUAAAGCGUAGAGAGAGCCUCACUUACAUUCCAAGUGGGCUUGUUAGAAAUUCAGUUAGUCGUUUAAACAGCAUUCCUAAAGAUAAAGGCCUUGCUCUAGAGAAGACCACCAGUACAUCUGGACCUGUUACAGAUCAUAACUCACUCACAGAAUCUCUUUUGGUUACAUCGGCUCUUUCAAAGACCAAUACAAAUCCAGCUACCCUGGAACAACCUGUUAUCGCCGCUUCCACAGAUUUCUCUAGGCAUGACGGAAACAUAGACAUGUUUGACUCUAAUGUAGAUGGUUCCAUUAAACCUCAGUCGAUAGAUGGGAGUCAUGAGGAAGAGGUUUUCCGUCCCUCCUCUGAAAUGAUUAAAGUCUGGCAAGAUAUGGAAAAAGAGGUCACUAGAUGUCAAGGGGACCUCAAAGCACUGAGGCCCAGAGAAAUUCCUUAUUUUAAAGGGAACAGUCCUAGCAUUUCCAGGAAGGAUCCAAACCAGAGAAGAAAGACAGAAUCCAAAGGCAGAGAUGGACUGACUAUGUUUGAAGAUUCAGAUCUGAGCACUAUCAGAGAGGAGUCCUCUACACCAUUAGCUUUUAAGGAUAAGGAAAACCAUGAAGCCAAUGAAUAUGAUGACAUCAGACCCAGACAAUGGGAUGUUGAAGAUAGACCCCUUAGAGCUCUCGCUCCCCGAGUUAUCCAGUUGAGAGCAGAAACUGAAGAUGAUAAAGACACAGGAGCUCAGUCAGCAGAAGACGCAGAUUUGUCCCAAAACAAAGUUUUCCAACUUGCAAGGAAAUUCAGUCAACGUGUCAAGUGCACACAGCCAAUGUUGAGACAGAGGAGUCAGGAGUCAGGAGAUACAUGGUUGGCCAAGAGGAACCUGCUUUCGGUGGUUGAAGAAAAGCCAGAGAAAGAGGCCAAAGUUAAAGCAGACUCGAUGCUCUUUUUGGCUCCAUAUGAUCAGCCUGAUUACGAUGGAGAUGAGAAGACCCAGGUUAUGACUCCCAGCCCAGACCACACUUCUAAUUCUGUCAGAAGCCCAAAGGUCUUGUCUCCACACCUGUCCCAUUCCAGGAGUCCUCUUAGUCCACCACCUGAGAGCUUCAAUUGGCCGGAUGUCCGUGAACUUUGCUCAAAAUAUGCACACCUCGGAAGCUCGUCUGCUCUGCCACCAGUAGGCCGAAGUCAUUCUGUGGAAGAAAGACUGUUUGACAGCAGUUCAAGAAGACGUUCUAGCUGCUCUUCUAGCCGCUUGGUCACCUCUAACUGCUCCACAGACUCCUCAGUUUACAAGUUUUAUCCAGGAGCUGGAGAACCAGGAGAAUUGCUGACUCGGACCCAGCGUGCAGGUUCUCUGGACCAAAAAUUGGGUAGUUUGUACUUGAGUGGUCUUCAGAGUAAAAAUGCCAGCAGUGGCUUCUAUGUCUCCGCUCAAGCUACUCUUCCAAAUCAGAAGAAAAUAAUUGUGGUUGAGAAAGUACCUGAGGUUACACCACCAGUAGAGAUGGACCAGUCAACACAAGAGUGCAAGAAACAGGAAAUCACAACAGAUGUAACGGAUGACAGCUAUGUCCAAAUUCGUUCACCAACAUCUCGAGAGAAGAUCUCAAUCAAGGCUGUCAUUGACCGCUGUCGGGCAUAUCAAGAGUCGGAGGAAUACCGUUUGAGGGAAGAUGGAGGAUCUAAGGCAGAACCCUUACCUAAGAUUGAAAGGUGCAAAAAAACUGAGGACGCUUCAUCCUAUAGCGAACAAUUAGACAAUGCUGUUAAAAAUGCACUUGAUUCUGAGAAAAAGGCUGAAUCUAGUCAACACGGUGUUGUCAAGAAUCUCAGAGAAAAAUUCCAAAAUAUAAGAUAAAAAUCUUUUUUUGUUUUAUGAAUGAAAUACUUGCUUCUUUAAUUUCUCUGAUGUUUUAUGUCUUCACCACUGAAGACAAAUGUGUACAGUAUGGUCAGCAUAUAUCAUGCUGUAGCCAAAUCACCUGGCAAAUUUAAGCCUCAGAACUAAUAUUCUUUACAUUUUCUGCUAUUCUGUGGUAUUAUGAACACUGUAUGAUCAUGUGGCCUGCUAAUGUUGAGAAACCUGUGGAUUUUAAUGGUCUAAAUGUCAGGGAGAAAGUGUAAAUAUUGUUGUACAGUUUGUGUUGUACAUUCACUCUUUCUGUUAUAACAUUUACAUAUUUGACAUAGCAGAUAUACAUGUAUGUAUUUGGUAGUCAUUUUACAUAAAUUACUUUCUUGUUUAUAAAUAUUUACAUUUUGGGUAAGGUAUUAUUUCAAUUACGGUAAUGUCAUAUUUGAGCUAAGGAUUUCUUUAGCAAGAGAUAAAGUCUAGUCUAUACUACAAAACAAGCCCUAGCAGAGUAGCAUAAUUCAUCUAGAUUCUUAAUGUAACAGACCAUUUGAAAACAAGGUUUUAUUUGUUUUAUUUUACUUUUAACUGAAAGACUUUUUAAAGUUUUCUUUAGUAAAUGUCGUGCACGGAACAGAAGUUGUUCCCCCCUUUUUAUCUAAACCUAGUCUUUGACUAAUGGAUUUAGGCAUAGACCCGUUUUGUCCAGGAGACUAGAUCUGAAUGUUGUUUUUUCUUUUUCUUUGUUCUUCUUUUUUUUUUAAAGCUUGCACCAAUGAUGUUACUUAAGCUUAUUUUAAGAUUUGUUGUCAUCUUCACAACAAAUCAGAUUUUUAACAUCAGGUUUUGAGGAAUGUCACAAUUACAAGACAAAUAUUAACCCUACAUGUUUUAGCAUCUGAAGCACUGUUGGUUUAGCAGUCUGUAAUAACAGAUCAAUGUGUGGUCACUGUGUGUGUCUGUUAUUUAUUAAGAUUCUAUAAAUCUCCAUAUCUGUCUGACUUAUUACAGAUGCAUCAUUAAAUACUUGUAAAAGUGAAAAUUCUCUCCAUAAUAAAACCAAAGAAAAUUCAA